AUGCACGUCAAGCAGUCGUGCCCACAAAACGAACCCAUCGAAGUCCAACAUGCUCAGCCGGACGACGUACCACCAGGCGAUUCAGAGCAUGCCAUAAUCUCAGCAUUCGAUCUCUUCUCCAUAGGUAUAGGCCCUUCGUCCUCUCAUACUGUUGGUCCAAUGCGAGCUGGAAACAUCUUCGUCACAGAAUUGGCAGAUCUUGGCCUGCUCACUAAAGUGCGAAAGAUUCGGAUCGCUAUUUAUGGCAGUCUGGCAUUGACGGGCGAGGGCCACAUGACGCCUAGCGCUCUGCUGUUGGGCUUGGAGGGCGCAAACGUCGAGUCAGUGGACACGGCCUAUGUUCCUGUCCGCUUCAACGAGAUCAAGACCAGCAAGAAACUCCGACUUGGAGCAGGAGAGGCAGUGCAGGAGGUCGAUUUCAUUUAUGACAAGGAUUUUGUGUGGGAAUGGACGAAGAAGCUGCCUCAGCAUUCGAACGGUCUCAGACUGACGGUCUUUGAUGAGAAUGGCGAUCCGCUCGCAAGUAACGACCUCUUCAGCAUCGGCGGUGGGUUUGUCGUGAACUCAGGCAUGACCACCCAAGCAAACCAUGCUGCGAAGAACGAGUCACAGACCUCGACAAGUCAUCAUCCUGCUGAUUUGCGCGAGAAUCUAUACUAUAAAGCAAUCAAGAAAUCCGAAGCCUCAGAAGAACGAAGGAGUGGAGCAGGAUACGAUUUCCCGGAUGCCACUUCGACCGGUCAGUCCAGUCUUGUGACAAGAAAACCGGACGACCUCAACGUUGGUUCUUUCGACGGUAGCUCAAGUGGUCCAUAUCCCGCACCCCUCCUAUUCCGCAAUGCCAAUCAUCUGCUUGCGCUAUGUAACCAGCACAACCUUACCAUCGCCCAAUUGAUGUUCGAAAACGAAAAAGCUCUCGGGAUGACAGAGACUGAGAUAUUCGACAAGCUGUUCCGGAUCUGGGAAGUCAUGGAUGACAGCAUUCGCGAAGGCGUGUCUGCAUCUGCGCCGAUCCUGCCCGGCUCACUCAAGCUGCGCAGACGUGCUCCCGGACUGUAUAGGAAGCUGACUCGAGGACUAUAUCCAGAGCAUACACAGCCGCCGCAACUGCUACAGAACACAGAAGUCCACGCUCUGCCCGUCGGCAAUUCUUCAACUGCCAUCGAGCCCACGACCGCAUCGGCAAAGACACCAGCAGUAAGACGUCGAGGCAUGGGUCUCGGCCGCCGAACUCCACCAGUCGUCCACGGCUCACCAAUACACCCCAUAUCAGUAUCUCCCGUCCGUAGCGCCACCCUUCCCGCCAUGGACUACCUCACAGUCUACGCCAUCGCGGUGAACGAGACCAAUGCGGCAGGCGGCCGCGUCGUAACAGCACCGACCAAUGGCGCAGCCGGCAUCAUCCCCGCCGUGCUCAAAUACAUCGUCGAGUUCGUCUCCGACGACCCUGAGCGCGACGUCCCGAUCUUCCUCCUCACAGCCGCUGCGAUAGCAUCACUAUUCAAGCGCGGCGCCACCAUCUCCGCCGCUGAGGGCGGCUGCAUGGCCGAAGUGGGCGUCGCGUGCUCCAUGGCUGCGGGCGCCUACGCUGCUGUAUGGGCGCUGGUCCUGAAGCGAUCGAACAAGCAGCUGAGAUCGGCUCCUUGUAUCGAGAGGAAUGCGCUUGGAGCGGUCAAGGCUCUUACUGCCGCUAAUCUUGCGCUUAAUGGGGAUAUUGGGCAGCACAAGGUGAGCUUGGAUGAUGCGAUCAGGGCGAUGCGGGUGACUGCCAAGGGAAUGAAGGAUGAAUUCAAGGAGACUAGUCUGAGUGGGUUGGCGACGAGUGUGCCGCUGAAUAUUCCGGUCAGUGUGCCGGAUUGCUGA
Messenger RNA from Cyphellophora attinorum, 1863 nucleotides. RefSeq names its product L-serine dehydratase. NCBI's taxonomy places the organism in Eukaryota, Fungi, Ascomycota, Eurotiomycetes, Chaetothyriales, Cyphellophoraceae. The transcript has 3 exons. The record is from RefSeq and is a predicted model, not a curated record. Gene Ontology annotation, biological process: gluconeogenesis. Gene Ontology annotation, molecular function: L-serine ammonia-lyase activity; 4 iron, 4 sulfur cluster binding. Bases 1 to 1863 code for a protein of 620 amino acids.